Messenger RNA from Python bivittatus (Burmese python), 1298 nucleotides. It is a transcript of the gene CRB3, whose product is annotated as crumbs cell polarity complex component 3. The record is from RefSeq and is a predicted model, not a curated record. NCBI's taxonomy places the organism in Eukaryota, Metazoa, Chordata, Lepidosauria, Squamata, Pythonidae.
CGCCGUCGUCGUCGUCGUCGCGGGAGACCGAUUGCUCGGUCAGAGCGAGCUCUCGAGCCCAGAAGGCGCCUGGCCGGCAGCGCAAAGCAGGGCCAAACAAGCCUGGUGUCUCUCUCCCAGGACUUUCUAGCAGCAGAAGAACUGCCUGGAGCUUUUGGGAGGUCGCUGCAGUACAGACAGAAGUUAGUGCCAGCAGCCUUUCUCCUGAGGCAGUGGGGACCUCCUUCAUCCUGCCCCUCUCCCGGCUGGAGAGGUGGGCGAUGGCCGGCUCUGGACAGCUUGCACUCCUUCUGACAGUGUCUCUCCAAUCCCUUUUGCAGCCUGCAUUGGGUCAGGGUACCUCCAUUAACAGCAGCACAGUGGGACCUACAUCAGUGCCACCCCCUCCUUCCAAUGGCCUCUCGAAGGCAGAACUGGAAGCUGCCAUAGCUGUACCUUGUGUCUUCGGAGGCCUCCUGCUAAUUGGCCUCUUGGUUUUCAUGGGACUCAAAAUUCGGGAGAAGCGCCAGACAGAAGGGACUUACCGGCCCAGCAAUGAGGAGCAGGCAGGUACCCGUGUGGAACCUAACACCAACCUCAAGCUGCCCCCAGAAGAGCGACUUAUCUGACAGAAGGAAAAAGGGCUCAGUUUUGGGGUCUCAGCUUGGAAAAGUGCACUGGACUAAAAAAGGACUGAGAAUGGACCUGCCACUUUGAAGCUGGAGGGUUCCUUAUAUGGUCUGUAGCAUUCCAAGCUGGCUGGCUGGCUAUGAAUAGCUGUCAAUGGGAGAAAUCCCAAAUGCCAGAAAGAGGACCUGGAGGCACCCCUGGAGCUGUGAUGGGUACAGAUGCAAGAUGGGAUCCUGCUCUGCACCCAGGAAGGAAAGGCCCACCCUGACACUGUGGGAACUGACCAUGCUAGUUGGUUCCCCUUUGUUUGCACUGUCCUCAAGGACAAGUCUUCUUCUUCUUUCUAGAAUGGGACUCACUGGGAUUGACUGUGCAGCCAGUAUGAAUGCUUGGUCUUUCUGAAGAGGGAAGGAUGGUGGGUUGGAGAUAGGAGAAGGGCAACUGGUCUUGGCCUGACUGGUGGGCUCUGGGAUGGUCUUGCCUUUUAAGUGUGUUUUUUAAAACUGUAUGUUGUCCUGUGUCUUUAAGAAUGCCACUGUUUAAUAAAAGUCAAUCUCCCUUUUAUGAUGAGGAAAAUGAUGGUACCAUUUGGUGGUCUUAAUGCCAUUGGUUGCUCAGUAGAAAGGUUAUUCUGAAAUGAUUUAAAUGCAUAAGCAGAGGUCAUCACCCACACCAAGUAAUAAAAUGAA